CUUCUAGCACCUAGAAGCAACAACUAGGGACUUACGUAAGCUGCUCUUUCUCUGCUCCUCUAACUCUCUUCAUUGAAUGCACAUCCCUGCAUGCUUGUAGAUGUUUAUUCCUCACUGAGAACAAGUCCAAGUUGUGCUGCUUGUAUUAAAAACAACAUUAACAUCCUAGAUACAGCAAGGAGGACUCUACUCCUGUUUACACUCCUGUGAACAACGAGCAGACAAGAUGGUGAAAAAGGUGAUCUCUGUGGUAGCGAAGGCGUCGCUCAUUGCCGUAGCUGUAGAAGCAAAGCUCACUUUAUGAACUAUAUUGAAUACUUAUUUUAAGACCCAACAUGUCUCCUUGAAAAUGUCUAUGAUUAAUAUAUAUUAAUAACAAUGUUUGUCUUACCGUUAUAACACCCUUACCCCCCUUAAACCCACCUCCUUUGAACCGUUACGCAGACCCUUAUGACCCUUACGCCCCCCCCCCUUGUGAUACCCUUUGGGACCCUUAUGACACCCUUACAAGCCCCUCCUUACAGCCUGCCCUUAUGAUGCAGGCCACCCCUUACGAUUUCUCCUCCCCCUUUGCGACCCCCUUACAAGUUGGCACCUCUCUUCAACCUCUUCACCGUGGAACUCCGCAAAGUGCGCGCACUCCUUCGCACUCACUGCCAGCGCCUCUCCCUGAUGGUGUUCGGCAUGUCGCGCCUUUUGGUCAUCACCUCACGCCGCUUUCCCGUGGAAGUUGUCAGCUUUGGGAUCAUGAUCGACAAGAGACGCAGAGCGUAGCAGAGUGCGCGCCGGUCUACCUUGCAAGAGGGCCGCGCCCUAUCGUGGUUCCCUGGUCUCUCUCUAUCUGCUUUUACGGUAAAGAUAGAAGAACAACCAAGAGGAAGAAGAUGGCGCACCUUCAAGGUGGUCAUGGGUUGCGUGCGUGUCUCACAUGUGGAGACUUGGGGCCUGGCUGCUGGUUCGAUUUGGACGAUGCUACUGGCAACACUUGCCGCCGCAUGUCUGACAGAUGGGCAACCGAUGGGGCGGGCCGUGUGCCUGUCGUCCGGAAUGUGCUACCUGCUAUUGAUUGGGCGCCUGUUCAGUGUGCGCCUUGUGGUUGCUGGCUCUUUGCAGAGGCGGCGCGCCUCUUCCACCACACCCCAGCGCCUCGAUGCUGUUGCGCCGGUGUCUGUAGGAAGUGCCCGCCUCUCUUUCCCGAGUGAUGCUGUUGCUGGUGUUGCGGGUCAAGGAGGAGAGCCUCCUCCUGGCGCUGUUCUUGCUGCAAACGGAGCACCAGGCGAAAGAGGUGCGGAAGGAGGGAAAGCCAAGGGCAAAAAAGGCCGCGGGGGGAAGGCAAAGGCCAAAGGCAAAGCGAAGGCCAAGGUGAAGGCGCGCGCUGCGCCACAGAAUAACAGGGCCGACAGACGUGCCCCAUCCUUUUGCAUUUUCUUCACCGGAUCCCUCUUCUUCUGCGGCGUGCCCUUUCCAUUUUCUUCAGCGAAUGGCGAGCCAUGCGUUGCUCUGUCCUUUCCCGCACUUUAUUUUGAAACGCCGUCCCCUCGUGCGCAUGUGGCAUUCCCCCCCCACGACCGGACUGACCCUACUCAAUUUCGCAAACAGUCCGUAGCCCUCUGCUAGACCCGCCUGGCGCGCGGCUCUUUUUUUUCAGCCUCAUGGGGUUCGCUCCCUACUACCCACGAUCUUUCUGUAUCUCUAUCUCAAUGCACCCAGCACGCACCGCACUAGUUCAAGAACUGUCUACAACGCGACGAACACUGUGAGGCUCCUCAAUCUCAAUGAAGGUAGUGACGAAAACCGAUAACGUGGCUAUUCAUAUUCCUAGGAGGUCGUAAUUAUGGUAUAGUAAAUAUACUUCUACAACUAGUUUCAUCUUAACACCAAUGAUUGAGGAUAACGAUAAUCAUUUGACGUGCACUGAUAGUACUACAUUCAUUCUAUUAUUCGAGAAUUUUAGUUCUGUCAUUCAAAUCUAUCAUUCUACUCUAUUCUAUGUGGAUAACCGGCUAUCCUUCUCCUAAUAAAUAAUAACACCUCUAGGAUGGAGCUGAAAGUAAUGGAAGUCGUCUAAUAUAAUUGGAGGAAAAGGAAGGGCAAGGUACUCGCCGCCGCUUUCGAAAGGUGAACACGCAAACGAAACGGCAAAAACGUAUAUUCGACUAUCCAUACGCACGAUGCAGUGACAUUGGCUUGAAAUUAUGACCAGAGGAGCUCCUUCUCAAUGAUUUACUAGGUCUCUAGAAGUCACUUCAAGUGCCUCUUGAAAGAUCUAUUCGAAAAGUGAAAAUAUGCGAGUAGCUAGAUGAAAUAACAGAGUCAGUACGCUGCUCUUCUUUCAGUUUAUUCUCAGUUAUUCGAAGGGCAGCUACUUGCUUAUUUCAGUUUAUCGAAUAAUAAAUUGUAUCACUCAGAGUAGUACCAGUAGUGUAAGUACACAAUUAUCGUUAUCGUGGAGUGUAGAAGAUGCUUCACUUUUUUAGUUAUAAGUUGUUGUUCUCUAUGACCCUCUAAUACGAGACUUGGGCCUUUACUAUUGCGGUGGCGGGGAGAACGUGAAGACCUUUUAUGAAGACAUGGACAUUCUCACAUUGAAACAAACAUCUUGAAAAAACCGAAGUUAAUGUUUAUCGCCAAAGCUUAUGUUAAACAGACAUCAUGUUGGCUUAGCUCAAAUGAUAAAUAGUAGAAACCCGUCCUCCACCCUUAGGUUUUUAUUUGACUAUACUCCGAAGGUAAGCUUUUUGAUACUAGGUGUGCACUCUAGCAUAUUCAAGCACUGAGUUGGCUGCGUCAAAGCUUAUAUGGAUAGAUCCUCACAUAGGGAAAUGCAAACAGAAGAAAGCCACAAAAUAGCCCCCCCUCUACCCAAUGCACCACAAUUAAAUACUGGAACACCACCUCGUGCUAGGUAAAUGAAUGAAUGAAUGACUGAGUCAGCCCGAAGUAUCUAUAUUGUGAGGUACCCGAUACAGAGAUGUAACAUUUUUAGCGAUCAUCUGCAUGAUAGUGUUGGGCGUCGGCCACUAGUAACUUCUCCUUUUUGCCUGCUACUAUUACUCCUACUGCUGUGUGUACAUCUGUAGUGGUGUAAAAGGAAUUUUAUUUUCAUUUUUUGUAGCGGUAGCCAGAAGUGGCAAAUUGAGCUUUGUCAGACCUCGAUGACACUGAGACAACAAUCAAAAAGGGCUGACUUUCUCCGCUCUCAUCUGGAAAAAUGCAGAGGAAAAAGAAUAGAGGAAUGAAGGGGAAAAUGCAUAACUAAUUAAAGCUGUCUGUAAUACCCCACGAAUGGGUACACUACUACUACUACUGCUAGCCACUACAACUACUACGUCGACCAAUACUAGUACGACACUAUGUAUUCUUAAUCCAAGAACUACUGCUGCCCAGGAGCUGAAAGACAAAGAGCUAGACCUCGGGUCCCCAGAAAGGCCUCCUACGACUAGCACUACUAAGUUGCUACUACUAAAGAACUAUUCCCACUACUCCUGCUGCCCAGGUGAAAACACUGAAAGACAGAGAGCUAGACCUCUUCCCCAGAAAGAGCUAGAGUUCUUGUGACGUAACCUUUUUUUGUAGCUACUAGUACUACUAUCUUAUCCUUCUAUCCUACUGAGCCAACUCAUAUCCUAUCCUACUAGUACAUGCACAACUAGUAAGUGCCACUUCUACGAAGACACUCACACUUACUUCUGAUACUGUUCUGGGUGGUCGGUGUAAUUGUAUUUCCCCAGAAAGAGCUAGAAGUAUCUUCUUCUAGUUUAUGACUAAACUUUUCUCACUAUCAGAACUAGUUUCUACGCAAAAAAAAAAAUAGUUCUACGGUUGCUACGGACAGCACUAUCAGAGACGCACGCUUGACAUCUAAUAUGCGGCGAUGGAUAAACAUAAAAGCGGGGCGGAGGUGGACUUAGGAAAGCUCCCGGAAGAAUACGCCAAGCUGGAAAGCUAUGGAAUUACCUUUCCUAACAUAUCCCCAUCCUGUUCUGUUCUAUCCUAUCCUGCCCGAUUCUAUCCGCUAGACAGCUCUGCCUAUCCCUAAUAUCCUCGAGAUACUUCUUCUAAGACACGGAGCGCAAAGCUCUUGCCUCUGGCGCCGCGUCGUACAAAGACGAAGCCAAAAAGGCAAAAGCCUACAAAAACUUGCAGGAGGUGUCGGAGAAGUCUCGUCGGAUUUACGUGAACAGCAACUUCUACUGGAUUAUAAAGCACUUAUACCCCCGACUUGUGGGUACACUACUGAUACUACCAUCACCUGUGCAUCUCAAAUGGUCGUCACUAACCAUCGAUAAGAUACUAAUACUACUAUACAAUGGCAGCUAAGUAAGAGAGAAUAGCCUAUUACUAUUACAGUG
Messenger RNA from Amoebophrya sp. A25, 4352 nucleotides. The record is from the annotation of a GenBank genome assembly. Lineage: Eukaryota; Dinophyceae; Syndiniales; Amoebophryaceae.